AUGCCGCCAAAAAGAACCUGGUCACAGGUCACCGACAAUGGCCCGUCGCUGUCUCGAUCUGCUUCCCGCCCACGGCAGUCCGAGGCUGGAGUCGAAGCGACUACACCGGCAAUUUCGCGUAAAGUGAAAGCUUGUGCAGCAUGUCGAAAACAGAAGAUAAAAUGUCUUAUGGACGAGAAUGCCGGUCCGCCAUGCAAGCGUUGUGCCGAACGAAACCUGUCCUGCGUCCUGAACAAGAGUCUGCAGACGCUGAUUGAUGAGCGAUCACAAUGGAAGCAUGAAGUCGUUGGCGACCUCGGUCUGAUACAUUCAUCGCUACAACAAGUCCUCAGCAAACUCUCACUCCCAGCACUGCCACCACUGAAGGCGACUACUGCUGAUGACUCGGAUCAUGUCCAACAGUAUGAUGCUGCGGACCGAGAAGAAGAGGUUCCAUCAUGCGACAACUCACCCAGAUUGUCUCCCAAAGGGGAUGCUCUGCCACACGCGCCCAUCGAGUCGUUGUACCAACUCACUCGCCUUCGCGCACUUCGAUCAGACGAUCCUACCGAGGAGCGCAAGCCUACACCGGAUUUUGGCACAAACCAUCCUGUCAACGACUUCAUAUCCCGAGGUAUCGUCAAUGUUGAGGACGCUGAGCGACUCUUCAGUUUCUUCUUAAAUCGCAUCGACCAUUUCAUGUACAGGAUCGGAAGCCAUAAGUAUCGUGACCUGGAAAGUCUACGCCGUGGCUCGUCGAUUCUCACUGUCACUAUCUGCACUGUCGCAGCGCUGCACGAUCCACAAAGCAAUCACCUCUACAAGUCCUGCAGCCGAGAGUUCCGUCGCCUGAUGUCAGCAUCCAUGUUCGACCGCCGCAUAGAUCGCGACCGUAUGCGGGCACUCUGUGUGGCAUCAUAUUGGCUUCAUGAUCUCUCAUUCAUAAUCAAUGGAUAUGCGAUUCGACGAGCCAUGGAGAUCAACCUCAGCAGCAGCUACCAGCGUGUUCUUGCCACCGGUGACGAAGACUCAAUGGAGUGCAUUCGAUUGUGGUAUGUCCUUUACAUAUGUGAUCGACAUCUAUCGAUUCUGUAUAGUCGACCAUCGAUCGUCAGAGACGAAGUCUCUAUCACCGGAUGGGAAGCGCUCAUGCGGACCGCAGCAUUCACUGAGGCCGAUAAGCGACUUGUGAGCCAGAUGGCUUUGUUGAUCAUCAUGGGGAACGCAAGAGAGCUAUUUGGACCUGAUACCGGAGAAGCUAUACCGAAAGCAUUUGCACCACAAUUGACGAACUUCAGCCGCCAGAUAGACCAUUGGAUGGGGUUCUGGUCCACAGAGCUACUAAAAAUCCAUCAAUUCAUUGGCGGUUUUCCGACCAAAGGCGUGAUCAUACAUCACCAUCUGGCAAAGCUCCAUCUUCACUCCCACGUCUUCCGGGGUCUUCGUGGGGGUCCUGUACCACCACACUUCCAGGAGAGCGCGGUUGCUGCAGUGUCGGCCGCUACGGACACAAUUCAGAUGGUCCUUACCGACUAUGACAUACAAGAAGGACUGGUCGGCAUUCCGCACUACAUCCACUCCAUGGUCGCAUUCGCGUGUGCGUUUCUGUUGAACAUUGCAUCGCAAUAUAGUGGCCAGUACAUCGCAGAUACUGCAGUCUUUGACUUGACAACCAAGGCUGUGCAGCAGUUCCGUUCGACUCCUGUUGGCAAGUGGCAUCUAGUCCAUCUGAUGGCGGAAGGCCUAGAGAAGAUGAUUGCCAAGAAGGGUGGCAGCCCGGCCGCAAAAAUGCUCCCCAGUGUUACGAGCGAGGCAAGCCAAUCUGGCGCGCAAAGUGGUUCAGCGCUGAAUACACCGCUGCCCGGCACGUCGUACGGCGACAACUUCUUUAGCGGCUUCGAAGACGCAUACAACCUUGGAAGUGCUUCAUUCUUGAACUUCGAUACGGGCACUAUCGAUCUAGACUUUGCCGGGUUCAGUUUCUAA
Messenger RNA from Didymella exigua CBS 183.55, 1965 nucleotides. RefSeq lists its product as uncharacterized. The coding region runs from base 1 to 1965 and encodes 654 amino acids. Gene Ontology annotation, cellular component: nucleus. Gene Ontology annotation, molecular function: DNA-binding transcription factor activity, RNA polymerase II-specific; zinc ion binding; transcription cis-regulatory region binding. The record is from RefSeq and is a predicted model, not a curated record. Gene Ontology annotation, biological process: regulation of DNA-templated transcription. The transcript has 4 exons. NCBI's taxonomy places the organism in Eukaryota, Fungi, Ascomycota, Dothideomycetes, Pleosporales, Didymellaceae.